AUGUCCCUGACGUCUGACGAAAGCACUUAUUAUUUUGAUGUGAUCAUCGUGGGGGGUGGUGUUGCUGGUUGCGCAACUGCUUUAGCUCUCUUUCGCACUAAUCCCGGUGCAUCAAUCCUGAUCCUGGACGACGCCAACUCCAGCGUAUUCAAGAUCGGGGAAUCGUUACCUGCUGCCGCAAAACCCAUUCUCGCGUCUCUUUCUCCCCAGCUUCUUGACGAACUGUCCAAAGACCGCACUGAUAGCGUUCAGAUCAAAUGCACCGGCAAUGCUUCGGCUUGGGCAACUUCUGAGCUGGAAGAGACAUAUGCAAUGAUGAACCCAUUCGGCAUGGGAUGGCACCUUGAUCGAGCUUCGUUUGACCAGAUCUUACGCGACACUGUGGAUACCAUUUGCCCAGGCUCCGUCUCGCUUGUCAAAAGCACAUUCAUUGGGAUCGACAAAGUCGACGACAACAACUACUGGUCUAUAUCGGUGAAAAUGGCGUCCGACGACAGAAAAGUGUACCACUCGAAAUGGGUUGUUGACGCAUCAGGCCGAAAAUCAUCGGUUGCUCGCAAGCUAGGCUCAAGAAUAGUGAAGGAGGACGCUCUUCUCGCAUUCUAUGCCGUCUUUGUCCCCCCUCUUACCACUGAGGAUCGAGAUUACCGAACGCUAAUCGAAGCCAGCGAGUCUGGGUGGUGGUACAGCUCCCCACUUCCCAAUAACCGUCGAGUCGUUGCGUAUCAUACAGAUGAUACUGACCCGACUUCAAGGGAUGCCCGCAAGCAUGACGGAUUCAUGAAUCUUCUGCAUGCAACUCAGCACAUAUCACGUCUCAUCUCCGAGGGUGAAUAUGACAUCCUCUUUGAUACAGAUUCCAGAUAUCCCAUAUGCACAGCGGCGGGCUCUUCCCGCCUCGAGCCACCUUGUAACAUCAGCAAACGUGCAGAUGGACCUGGACGGUCUGGAUGUACUGGAUCCAGUCCUCCAGGCCUCCAGAUUCGAGCCUGUGCGCAGAUGAAUCAGCCAUGA
Suillus clintonianus is the source of this 1014-nucleotide messenger RNA. RefSeq lists its product as uncharacterized. The record is from RefSeq and is a predicted model, not a curated record. NCBI's taxonomy places the organism in Eukaryota, Fungi, Basidiomycota, Agaricomycetes, Boletales, Suillaceae. Gene Ontology annotation, molecular function: monooxygenase activity. The coding region runs from base 1 to 1014 and encodes 337 amino acids. The transcript has 4 exons.